Messenger RNA from Staurois parvus, 281 nucleotides. NCBI's taxonomy places the organism in Eukaryota, Metazoa, Chordata, Amphibia, Anura, Ranidae. The record is from the annotation of a GenBank genome assembly.
AGAGCUGAAGAUGUCGGCUCAGUCAUGUGAUCAGCUGUGUCCAAUCACAGCUGAUCGCACUGAUCAUCAGGGCACUGAUGAUCAGUGUGCCCUGAUGAUCAGUGUAGCCCCAGCAGUGCCAUCUGUCAGUGUCCAUCAAUGCCAGCUGUCAGUGCUCAUCAAUGCCACCUGCCAGUGCCCAUCAGUGUCACGUCAAUGCCACAUAUCAGUGCCUACCAGUGCACAUCAAUGCCACAUAUCAGUGCCCAUCUGAGCUGCCUUUCAGUGUCACCUAUCAGUGC